UAAUUGCAAGGUGAGGGAUACUGGAAGAUUCUUUUUUUAUAAAUGUCUGACAGUAUUUGUCAAAAGUUGCUAAAGAAGACCUAAAGCUUAUAUUUUCAACAUUUUUUCCUUUCCUUGGUCACAUACUACAAUCAUAUCUCCAAUUUAAACCCCCCAAAAUUCUAGUACUAGUUGUUGGUAUGUACUAGAGUUGUGAUGCCCAUUAUCCUUUUCUCAGGUUACCUAGGGACUAACUGUCAGUUUUAUCAAUUCAGAUCCAUCCCAUAGAAUUCUUUUCUAUUGUUUUCUCAGGGGGAGAGAUCCAGGAUAACCUUGCACAUGAAGAAUCAGACAACUACAGUAGCAGAGUUCAUUCUGCUCGGUUUUCCUAUCAGCAGAGAGGUGGAACUGCUAUUCUUCAUUCUCCUUCUACCCACAUACUUGCUAACACUUCUGGGGAACAUCCUCAUCAUCUGUACUGUUGUGUCCUACUCACGCCUCUACACACCCAUGUACUUCUUCCUCUGCAAUCUCUCCAUAUUGGAUAUCCUCUUCACCUCUGUCAUUUCCCCAAGGGUGCUGACCAACUUAGCCACUGGGAAUAAAACCAUCUCCUUUGCUGGGUGUAUCACUCAGUGCUAUUUUUACUUCUUCCUGGGGACAGUGGAGUUUCUUUUACUAACAUCCAUGUCCUAUGACCGGUAUGCUGCCAUCUGUAACCCACUGAGAUAUAGCACCAUCAUGAGUCCUUCUGUGUGCAUUGGGCUAGUUCUUUUCUCAUGGGUGGGUGGUUUCUUGUCUGUUCUUUUUCCCACUAUACUUAUCUCUAGGUUACCCUUCUGUGGUUCCAAUAUCAUUAACCACUUUUUCUGUGACAGUGGACCUCUUCUGGCCCUGGCUUGUACAGACACAACUGCCAUUGAGUUGAUGGAUUUUUUGCUGUCAUCCACUGUCAUCCUCCUCUCCUUAAUUCUCAUUGGAUACUCCUAUACUUAUAUCAUCAUGACCAUCUUACGUAUCCCAUCAGCCAGUGGGAGGAAGAAGGCCUUUAACACCUGUGCUUCUCACUUGACUGUUGUUGGGAUUGCUGGUGGGAUAACAGUUUUUAUCUAUGUGACUCCCUCCCAGAAAGAAACCCUGGAAAUCAACAAAAUACCCUCAGUGUUGAGCAGUGUGGUGGCACCUUUCCUCAACCCCUUCAUCUACACCCUGCGCAAUGACACUGUACAUGGGAUACUCAGGGAAGUUUGGGUUGGACUCAGAGUUGCAUUAGUGGAGAGGAGGAGGUCGUUCUUAAGAAUGUUGUACCACAAGGGUCACUGACAAGAGAGUAGAGGCCUCCUUCUACCUUAAUAAAGACCAUUUUCUAAUCCCACAAAAAUGAAUGUAAGCCACCUAGAGGUCCAGGACUGGGAGAUUGUCUGCUUUUGGCAAGAGCAGGUGCUAAGUUACCACUGGACGGUGGGCAUUCAGAGGGUUAUGCAACCUAUGUCACACACUGAUCAGUCCUAGCUUCCAUCAUCUGGUCCUCUCUCAGAAGCUUUGUUUAAGUUGGCCCUCUAGUCAGAGAACAACAUUUUUUUAAAAAAAAGACAAUCUUACUGAACAAAAUGUGUUUUGAACAUUUUUAAAGUGCUUUGAAAAUACUAGUCAUAGAAGUUGUGGAUCUCAAGCUGGAAGAGAUUCUAUGUCAUCUAAUCCAACCCCUUUCCUUUUGAAGCUGAGAAAACUGAGGUCCAUAGAGCUUAAAUGACUUCAUAAACGUCACACAGGGAAUUGUGUCAGAGAUAGAAUUUGAAUCCAGAUCCUCUUUCUCCAGAGCUAGUUAUCUUCACUGCAGUAUAACCUCUCAUUCACUUCCCAAUAACUCCUCCUUGCCAUUGAGCCCUCUAUAACAAAGAGCAACACUUAAGCAAAAAAAACAAACAAACAGCUGACACCAAGACCCAAUAAUUUUGUUCUCUGAACCUGCCAUACAUCUGUCAGAACUAAAAGAUUUAUCUCAUGUGCCACAGAAAAAUUGUGGUCCUUGUGUCAGAAGUCCUAAAACUUAUGAACUUCUCUCUGAGCCUCAGCUUUUUCAUCUCUCUCUCUCUUUUUUUUCCUUAAAACUCUUACCUUCCGUCUUGGAGUCAAUACUGUGUAUUGGCUCCAAGGCAGAAGAGUAGUAAGGGCUAGGCAAUGGGGGUCAAGUGACUUGCCCAGGGUCACACAGCUGGGAAGUGUCUGAGGCCAGAUUUGAACCUAGGACCUCAAGUCUCUAGGCCUGGCUCUCAAUCCACUGAGCUACCCAGCUGCCCCCUUUUUUCAUCACUUAA
Messenger RNA from Monodelphis domestica (gray short-tailed opossum), 2297 nucleotides. RefSeq names its product olfactory receptor 6J1-like. NCBI's taxonomy places the organism in Eukaryota, Metazoa, Chordata, Mammalia, Didelphimorphia, Didelphidae. Gene Ontology annotation, molecular function: olfactory receptor activity; G protein-coupled receptor activity. The record is from RefSeq and is a predicted model, not a curated record. Gene Ontology annotation, biological process: G protein-coupled receptor signaling pathway. Gene Ontology annotation, cellular component: membrane.